Molecule: messenger RNA, 1592 nt
Organism: Xylona heveae TC161
Lineage: Eukaryota; Fungi; Ascomycota; Xylonomycetes; Xylonales; Xylonaceae
Product: aldose-1-epimerase
Exons: 5
Coding region: 182-1153 (323 amino acids)
Biological process (GO): carbohydrate metabolic process
Molecular function (GO): carbohydrate binding; isomerase activity
Source: RefSeq, a predicted model, not a curated record
UCUGUCCUCUCGGUUUUCUCAGCUUCAAAUUUGAAAACCUUCACUCAGUUACUUUCCUUUUCCCCAUACAACCUUUUCUAUAAAUAUUCCCUGGACUAAACCACAAGAUACAAACCACAAGGUACAUUCAAAGCAAGGGAAUAAAUUAGUGCUUUUUACACGAUCCACGAAGAUAUUCAAGAUGGUGGACCGUCCGAACAAGCCUACUGCCAUCCCAGUUGGCUCCUCCACCGCCGUGCCCGCUCCUCAGGUCGACAUUUCCUCAGACAACUCAAGCGUCACCGCAACACUGCCAAGCGGUGAUUCAGUUACUGUCCUACUAUUUGGUGCAACUGUCACGUCAUGGAAGUCUGCAGGCGGAAAGAAGGAGAAUCUCUGGCUCAGUGAAAAGGCCAUCUUAGAUGGCUCAAAGCCUGUGCGAGGAGGCAUUCCGCUUGUGUUCCCGGUUUUCGGGCCCCCUCCCUCUGACCACGCCACUUCUUCUCUCCCCCAGCACGGCUUUGCUCGAAACUCCCGAUGGGAAUUCCUCGGCAAAUCGACCUCAGAGUCUGCGGGCAAGGGCUCGGCGGGCGAUGAUAGCGUGACCCUUGACUUUGGACUUGGUUCCUCAAACCUCAGCGACUCCGCCAAGCAGGCAUGGCCGUUCAACUUUGGUCUAGUGUACAGCGUGACCCUGGUCAAGGAUGUUCUGACGACGAACAUGACGGUACGAAAUGAGGGCACAAAGCCAUUUGAGUGCCAGGUGCUCUUCCACUCUUACCUCAAGGUCGACGACAUUGCCAACACUACCGUCAGCGGUCUUGAUUCAAUCGAGUAUGUUGACAAGGUCAACGGUGCAUCAACCCAAACCGAGACCAACAAGGCUGUCACUCUUACCGGAGAGACUGACCGCGUGUACAAAGCCCUGAAGCCCGAGGCAAAGGUUGUUGUCAAGGAAAACGGCAAGCCCCUGUACGAAGUUGGCCGGGACAACCUCGAUGAUGUCGUCGUUUGGAAUCCUUGGGCCGAGAAGGCUGGUGGCAUGGGUGACUUUGCGCCAAAGGAUGGAUACAAGCAGAUGAUCUGCAUUGAAUCCGGUGCUGUCUCUGGCUGGCAGAAGCUCGACGGAGGCGACUCGUUCGAAGGCGCUCAGAUCAUCAAGUCGGUGCUGUAAAUUGUGAUCCUCACAAAUAGCAACGAGCACAUCUAUGUCUUACCAACACUGACCUGCCUCCUUUCUGACGAGAAGGAGACUAAUCUCGACGAUAUCUAUAUCCCGUUUUCCCCCUCCUUUUUCUAUUUAUUUUUCCCCCCACCUUGCAUUCCAUUGCUUCCUUAGCCUGCCAUAGACAGACCUGCUUUGCACUUUUUUUCUUUUGCCUCACAGACCUGUCACUCGGCUUCGCCUUUGGUCCCGAGGGGAAAAAGAGAAGAUGACAUUAUGCGAUACGAACAAAUCAACUCAUGCUUGACGUUUUAAAAUAAAAAUACGAAUAUAGAUGAAUCAACCAAGGCUCUUCAAAUUUGCUCAAAGGAAUACAGACGUGAAUGUAUCGACGAUUCGCAUCUCCAAUUCACUUGCUUUGACCUCUGAAACUAAAUACGACCGAGUG